UCUGUGAUUCUGUGAAUACCCAGUCUGGUUGUGUCAUACAUCAGAUUAAGUUGAGUGAAGGAGUGAAGGAGGAAAGUGUCUUUGCUCAGUCUGUUCUUUAUUUGUCAGAAAACAGGAUCUGUAGGAUUCAGGGGCGGGAACAGCAGAAUAAAACAAUGACAUGAAAAUGAAACCACUUAAUAGUUGAACUUAACUCUAGCAGGACAUCACAGACCAGCUACAACACAAACAUGGCCCAGCCAGCUGAUCAGCUGGAGACCCAAGACCAAGGGGUGAAGAUAGUGAUGAUUGGAAGGACUAAAGCUGGAAAGAGUGCAACAGGAAACAUCCUCCUGGGGAGAAUAGUGUUUAAGUCUGUCAUAUCUACCUCCUCUGUGACACAGGAGUGCCAGAUAGGAAGAGGAACACCAGAGGAGCAGAGUCUGACUGUCAUUGACACUCCGGGUCUGUUUGGAGGCACCACAUCAGAUUCUUCUGAUCCUCCAGAGAAGGUGAUGGAGGCGAUCAAAGAGUGCAUGCAGCUUGCGCCGCCUGGCCCUGUCGUGUACCUGGUUGUGCUUCAGCUCGGCACACUCACAGAGCGGGAGCAGCAAACAGUGAAGAUAAUCCAGAGGAGCUUUGGCAGAGAGGCGGCGCAUUACACCGUGGCUCUGUUCACCCGAGGAGACGACCUGAGGAACGCAGGAGACACCAUCGAGGAAUACAUCGGAGCAAAUCCAGACACACGUGACUUCAUCAGGGAGUGUUUGGGGGGCUACCAGGUGUUUGACAAUGAAGACGUAAAUUCACCUCAAGUUACCGAGCUACUGAGGAAGAUCACUGCCAUCGUGCAGAGAAACGGGGGGGGCAGAGCAGAGAUACACCAAGAGGGCGAGGGAGUCCUCCAUCAAGAGAAUCUCAGAGGAAAAGAGAAUGAAACAGGGAAAGAUUUAAUGUUGGCCUGCCUUGAUGGUGCUUCAGGAGGAGUAUUUUUAAUAACUUGUGGUGCAUUGUAUUUUGGGGAUUUGAAGCCGAAGGAUCUCCUAGAAAUCGCAGUAUUCACAGGCAUGAUUGGUGCAGUUGGAGGUGCUGCACGAUUCACGGUUGGUAGACUGAUCUGGAGAAGAUGACAGAAUUUAGUAAACGGUGGUGGAAAUGCUCCAAAUGUAUGACCCCUGUAGAUUCUUCGGUGCAGAAAUCCCUGAUAGAUUUGUUCUGGAGGUCCUCGAGAACCUGUGUUCUGUUCAGAUCCUUUAACCUUUGACCUCCAGUGUUCUUCUAAGAUUUCGUUGUUUGCUGGUGAACGAGUUAUGUGAGAGGGUUUUAGUCUUCAGGAUUGUUUGGGAGACACGUUUUAGUUUACUUUAGGGGUGAGGGGCGGGUGUGUGUGGCUGUAAAGAUCUAAAUUCUCGUUGGUUCAAAAAGAAAAUAUGAGUCAUUAUAGGACGAUGGAAUAAAGGUAGACAUGUAUCCAAAGCUGGAUGAUAUGGUUUAAAGGCCCCGGGUGUUUAAACAGAGGUUUUGUUUUUGUUUUGUUCAGCACUCCUCUCCUCUGUAUUUGUGUUCUGACUUUUUGGACAGUUUUGUAUUUUGUGAAGCUUCAAUAAAAACAUUUCUUU
Messenger RNA from Notolabrus celidotus (New Zealand spotty), 1598 nucleotides. Its product is annotated as GTPase IMAP family member 7-like. Lineage: Eukaryota; Metazoa; Chordata; Actinopteri; Labriformes; Labridae. The transcript has 2 exons. Gene Ontology annotation, molecular function: GTP binding. The coding region runs from base 231 to 1109 and encodes 292 amino acids. The record is from RefSeq and is a predicted model, not a curated record.